AUAGCGCUGUGUAUCAUAAGUUAGAAAAUAGGUUAGAAUUUUCUUCAAAUUUCUUCUUGCAGUUUAUGACAAAGUGACCAUUAUUGUUAUAAGAAAUUGUAGUAACUACCUUAUAGAAUGUUUAAUAACAUGACAAAAUGCUUGAUAGCCUCAGUUAAGAUUCACAAGAAAUUAACCCGAUUAAUCCACGUGGAUGUUUUGUCGCCUGGACUUUAUUUCUCGAAUGUGAAUGCUCGAUGUUUAAAUAAUGCAGUCUACAAACGAUUUUACUGCCAUGGUGUGAUCGAUGAGAAAAAUGUAACGAGUUUCGAACUGAAAUAUCAUAGGCAAAAGUUGAGUAAGCAGAAACUGGAUGAAUUUCUGUCCGAUCCCGAGAAGUACAAGCAUUUUCAAAUAUUAGAAUUAGAAGUAGACGUUUUGCGACACAAUGCUGAAAGAGUACCUAAGAAUAUUGAACCAGAAGAAUGGUUGUGGCUACUGAAUACAAGGGUCAAAGCAAAAAGAAAAAAAUACCUUGAGUUCUUGUGGCGUAAUGAGAAAAAAUCAGAACAUGACAAGGAGAAAAAAGAGUUGAGGAAGGCUGAAUGGCUCGCUAAAAAGCAAGAAUUGACCGAGGACACUGGUGAAAUAAAAUAUGGCCUCUUGAAUAAUUCGUUAUUUUUGCGUAUAUAUGACACAACUAUAAACCAUUAUUACAAUGGCAGAUUGAUUUAUAAUAUGAUGUUUGAACCAAAGCUAGUGUUUGAUUGUGGUUAUGAGAACCAUAUGACUAGACGUGAGAUACACAAUUGCAGCAAGCAGUUAUCUUUGUCAUUUGCUCAUAAUCGCGUCCAUGCCAAUCCUCUGACUCUUUAUUUCUGUAAUUUUAACAAAGAUGGAUUACUCAAGCAGCAUAUUCAUCAAAACAUACCUACUUUGAUGCAAGAUGAUUUUCCUAUCGUAAUAACAUCGCAAUCUUACUUAGAUAUAUUUCCAAAAAAUCAAUUAGUGUAUCUCACUCCACACUGUAGAACAAAUUUAACUAAAUAUGAUCCAAAUAUGAUUUAUAUCAUAGGUGCAUUGGUAGACAAGGGAGAGUCACAACCAUUAUCUAUGGCAAAAGCUAAAAAAGAAGGUAUUCAGAUGGCUAAAUUUCCUAUAGACCAUUAUCUCACUUGGGGUGCUAGCUCGUCAAAGAGUCUUACACUCAACCAGACGAUUAAGAUAAUGUUGGAUUUGAGGCACACGGGAGAUUGGAAAGAGGCAUUUAAGAAUGUGCCAGUUAGAAAAUUAAAACCUGCCAGAGAUUAUACACAAGGCAAACUGCAGAGGUCUAUAUUUUCGAAAAGAUUACAGACUCAGAACUCCAGCAUUCAAAAUUUUACAUUUCAAAACAGGAAAACAAGUUAAUAUUAAUUAAUUUUGUUAUAUAUUAAAC
Molecule: messenger RNA, 1417 nt
Organism: Trachymyrmex cornetzi
Lineage: Eukaryota; Metazoa; Arthropoda; Insecta; Hymenoptera; Formicidae
Gene: rswl
Product: tRNA methyltransferase roswell
Exons: 3
Coding region: 118-1389 (423 amino acids)
Biological process (GO): mitochondrial tRNA 5'-end processing; positive regulation of mitochondrial translation
Cellular component (GO): nucleoplasm; mitochondrion; nucleus
Molecular function (GO): tRNA binding
Source: RefSeq, a predicted model, not a curated record